CCUCCUCCGUCUCCACCUCCUCCUCCUCCUCCUCUCAUUCCAUACGCCGGAUUAGCAUUUUUCCCCCAAAUCUCUCCACCUCACCAAAACACUCCGAAUGGGAAGAAUAUAUGGCAUGAAGGAGGCGGCGGCAGCGCACCACCGUUCACCGUCUUGCACCGAGAGCGAAGCGCGGCGGAAAACAUGGACUUAAGGAGGCGCAGCAGCGUGUGUGGAGAGCAGAGACAACGGAGCACAAAGCGGAUGGAAGAAAACGCUCGGCUUGUCGCUUAGCGUUCCUGUCGGGCUCCCCCGUUUUUUUUUCUAAACACGACUCAUCAUCUUAAUAUCGCUCCAGACGCACGGAAGGGGAACGCAAGGUGGAGGCUUGAUCCGAGCCUUAUAGCAGACGGCGGACACCAGAAAUAACGCAUCGAUCAGCCUCAUCAGUGCCAUCAUCUCCCGGCUGAAUCAAACAAGAGGAGAAAAAUGAGUGAACAGAGCAUCUGUCAGGCUCGGGCCUCGGUGAUGGUCUACGAUGACGCCAGUAAGAAGUGGGUGCCCAUCAAGCCUGGACAGCAGGGCUUCAGCCGCAUCAACAUCUACCACAACACUGCCAACAACACCUUCAGAGUGGUGGGCGUCAAACUGCAGGACCAGCAGGUGGUGAUAAACUACUCCAUAGUGAAGGGUCUGAAGUACAAUCAGGCCACUCCGACCUUCCAUCAGUGGCGUGACGCUCGGCAGGUCUAUGGGCUGAACUUCGCCAGUAAGGAGGAGGCCACCACCUUCUCCAACGCCAUGCUGUUCGCCCUCAAUGUCCUCAGCUCCCCUGACAGUGGAGGUCCAGUUGUUCAGCGCCAAAAUGGUCCCUCCUCAGAAGAGAGCGAAGCACAAAGGAGGAUGAUGGAGCAACAUCAAAUGCAGGCGCACAAGGAGAGGGAGCGACGAACGUCAGGAUCAGUCGUUUCCACUCUCCAAUAUAAAGUCUCCACCCCUCCCACCCACCCAGACACUCCUCCCGAGUACAGACAGUACAGAGCUAGCACACUGCCACCCUCCUACGUCCGUGUGGCCUCCUCCUCUCCUCCUUCCUCCGUCUCCAUCUCCCCCUCUCAGGAGAAAGAGGUGGGGGCUGCUAGGGACAAGGCCCAGCUCUCCUCCCAGCUCUCCACCUCGCUGGCCUCUGCCUUUUCCCCAGUCCAGGCGGGAGUGACCACCCAGGGCCGACAGGUCCGUCAGAUCCCCCUGUCUCCUCCCACAGCAGCCCGCCACCUUCACCUCCAGCAGCAGCAGCAGCAGCAGCAGGACAUCAUGCUCCCCCCUAAACACGGCACCUGGUCUGCCUCCCACUUGCAAAUGUACGCCCAGUUACCCCCCUCCUCGUCCCCUCCUGUAAUGAUGGCCAUGCCGGUGAAGCAGGGUUUGCCCCCACAGCCGGUGCUCCCGGUGGCUCACCCCCUCCCGCCCGUAAGCACUAGGAUGAAGCCCCCACCCCUUGAUCCUAGUGCUAUGGUGGGCCCUCACCAGUACCCCCAGCACCAGCCCCACCCUCACUCUAACGGCCAGCCCGACGAUUCCUACUCCCCUCAUUCUCAGCAUCUGCCGCUCACGCCACAGUACUGCGAGGCCAUCCCCCUGCCUCCUCUGAUAGGUCAGACAGCCCCAGGCCCCGCCCCCGGCCACCAGCCCCAGUACCCAUCCACCUUCCACCCUCAGCAGCAUCAGCAACAACAACAGCAGCCACAGCAGCAGCAGCAGCAGCAGGUGUACCACCAGCAGGCCCAGCCCCCCACCACCACCUCUUCUUCCUCCUCCUCCUCGCCCCCCUCUUACAAUGACGGGGGUUCGCCCAAGAAGACCCCCUCCCCUGUCCCCCAGCCGGCCUCCAUGGCCAGCAGCAGCCCCCCUGUCUCUGCAGGUCACCCAUCGAUGCUUUCUGUGGCGCCUCCUCCAGCUGUAGCUCCAGCACCCAUGGCCGGUCCGCCGGCCCCACCACCCCCACCGGGACCACCGCCCCCGAUGGCAGUGCCCCCACCCAUGCCCCCUCCACUCCCCACUGGUGGAGGGCCUCCCGGGGGCCCGCCUGGGAUCCAGCACCAACCCUCAGGACUGGCAGCAGCACUGGCUGGAGCCAAACUACGUAAAGUGCAGAGGGAUGAGAGCAGCCCACCGGGUUCUGGUGGGAAAAGUGACUCCAACCGGUCUAGUGGUGGCAGUGGUGGUGGUGGGGAGGGACUGAUGCAGGAGAUGAAUGCCUUACUAGCUCGCAGACGAAAAGCUUCUGAGAAACCGGAUGAAGAUGACUCCAGCGGUCGAGGGCCAGGUCAGCAGAACUCUACAGAUGCUAUGAAGAAGCCAUGGGAACGAUCCAACUCUGCAGAGAAGUCCUCACUGGUGUCCAGAGUGAGACCCAUCGGCAGUGCUAGCGAAUCAGACACAGAGUUUGACAGGAUGAAACAGGAAAUUCUGGAUGAAGUCGUGCGUGAGUUGCAUAAGGUCAAAGAUGAAAUCAUUAAUGCCAUCAGACAAGAAAUCGGCAGAAUCAGUACAUCCUAAUCUCAUCUGAGUGUACAGAUGGAGGAGAAGGAGGAGAGCGACAGGAGGAGCUGGAGGAGGAUGGACAUGCAGAUGCACAGACACGAGGACCAGGGAAUGUUCUCUCAAUGUUUCUGUGACCUCGCGAUGCCAUGAUGCAAGUUGCAGAGAUGUUGUGCCAACAUUUAAGUCUGCUGGACAGCAAAUAAAAAAUAAAAAAAAAAACAGAAGAAAGAGACAGAGAUAAGAGAGCAGGGAUUAAUGAGAAAGACGAACAGAAGGAUGGAUAAAGAAGGAUUGAAGGACUGACAAACUCAAAUGGAGGAUGAGAAAUGAACUAAAAGAUGAAGUGAGGAAAGGACGGACAUUUGUUCUGAGUUCGGUGUUGUGGUCCUCUCUGUGCACCUAGACUCAGUCAGCCCAGUGUUGCAACUCUUUGUUUCUCUGUUCAGUCCAAGUCUUAAGAAGAAAAUAUUUUUGUUUUCUAAGUUUUUACUGUUUUAUUAUUUAAAAACUGUGGUGAUAAUGAUGAUGCUGUUGAUGACAAUGAGUAUUUUAUUGAUAUUAUAGAAGGAGAAAGGAAUCUUGCACACCAUUUAUGUCAGCCUUUUAUAUUUUCUAUUAUUAUUUUUGUUUAGUUUCUCCCUAACUAUUUGAUGAUAACAAGCACAAUAUGGGCAUAAUGGUGCUGCAGACUCACCAGCCCACAGCUGGCAUAUUUAAAAGACUUUUUAUGACCUUGCUCAUACUGGUGUUGUGUGUCUAACCUUUUCUCUCCAGAGAUGAUGAAAAACAUGUUAAUGUUUGAACCGCAAUUAGCCACUUCAAUUACCUCUUUCCUCCAUAUCCAAGGCAUAACACAUUGCAAACGAUUUCUUUUUUAGCAGUGAAUCACACGAAAAGUCUGCUCUACAACUCCAGUGUGACCGAUGUUCCUCUCUUAACUGUUCAGAUGUGUGAGAUCAUUGAAACUUGGGGAUCAUUCACAAAACAGGCCGAUAACUGUAAAUGUGCCACCCGGUUUUACCUAGAUAUAAACCAGUGUAGUAUUAUCUAUUAGUCCUCCUAUGCUUUGUGAACCUCCCAAGUAUGCAUGAAACCCCCCCGUCUCUCUGAAUUAGUUUUCUUUUUUAUUUGGUUUGAAAAAAAAAACAUUAAAAGUAAAUAUAAACGGUG
Amphiprion ocellaris (clown anemonefish) is the source of this 3693-nucleotide messenger RNA. It is a transcript of the gene evla, whose product is annotated as Enah/Vasp-like a. The coding region runs from base 469 to 2538 and encodes 689 amino acids. Gene Ontology annotation, cellular component: cytoskeleton. The transcript has 14 exons. Gene Ontology annotation, biological process: positive regulation of actin filament polymerization; actin polymerization or depolymerization; protein homotetramerization. NCBI's taxonomy places the organism in Eukaryota, Metazoa, Chordata, Actinopteri, Pomacentridae. Gene Ontology annotation, molecular function: SH3 domain binding; profilin binding; actin binding. The record is from RefSeq and is a predicted model, not a curated record.